Messenger RNA from Polyodon spathula (Mississippi paddlefish), 1032 nucleotides. RefSeq names its product proteasome subunit alpha type-7. Gene Ontology annotation, biological process: ubiquitin-dependent protein catabolic process. The record is from RefSeq and is a predicted model, not a curated record. NCBI's taxonomy places the organism in Eukaryota, Metazoa, Chordata, Actinopteri, Acipenseriformes, Polyodontidae. Gene Ontology annotation, cellular component: nucleus; proteasome core complex; proteasome core complex, alpha-subunit complex. The coding region runs from base 175 to 912 and encodes 245 amino acids. The transcript has 7 exons.
AAUGUGAGUGUAAACUCCCGGAAGAGGCGCUGCCGCAUGAUUUUGCUGUUUUGAGAUUAACCGCUAGUUUCAGUUUUGAUUCCACAUACAUUCCGUGUUUGCCAGUCCUUCUUUAAAAACAUAAUUUUUAUUAUUAUAAUUAUCACUUUUUUUUUUUUUUUUACCUGAAUUGAGAUGAGUUAUGACCGGGCCAUUACAGUCUUUUCCCCGGACGGUCACUUGUUCCAGGUAGAAUAUGCACAAGAAGCUGUGAAGAAAGGGUCCACUGCGGUUGGAGUGCGGGGUAAAAACAUAGUUGUCCUUGGAGUUGAAAAGAAAUCAGUAGCCAAAUUGCAGGAUGAGAGGACAGUGCGUAAAAUCUGUGCUCUGGAUGACAACGUCUUCAUGGCUUUUGCAGGGCUUACAGCUGAUGCCAGGAUUGUUAUAAACAGAGCUCAAGUUGAGUGCCAAAGCCACAGGCUUACUGUGGAGGAUCCUGUCACAGUGGAGUACAUCACACGGUACAUCUCCAGCCUUAAACAGCGUUAUACCCAAAGUAAUGGGCGCAGGCCUUUUGGGAUAUCCUCCCUCAUAACAGGCUUUGACCUUGAUGGAACCCCACGGCUUUAUCAGACCGACCCCUCUGGCACUUACCAUGCAUGGAAGGCAAAUGCCAUCGGAAGGUCUGCAAAGAGUGUUAGGGAGUUCCUGGAGAAGACUUAUAAAGAUGAAGCAAUGGAAUCAGAUGGAGAAACAAUCAAGUUAGUCAUCAAAGCACUUCUUGAGGUUGUGCAGUCUGGUGGCAAGAACAUUGAACUAGCUGUGAUGAGAAGGGAUGAGCCAUUAAAGAUUUUGGAUCCUGAAGAAAUAGAGAAGUAUGUUUCAGAAAUUGAGAAAGAAAAAGAUGCUGAAAAGCAAAAGAAGAAAACAUAAGCCUUCAGACUACCCUUACUGUUUACUUCAUUUAUAAAAAGAAAACCACAAAACAGCACUCAAGUACAGAGGAACAAAAUGCUGGUUUAAUAGAUGCUGCAAUAAAAUGCUAUGACAGUU